UUCCCUGGAACCACUGUGUCCCUUUCAUGUAAAGAUUUCCAGAACCCCAACUUUCAGGGCUGUCUUGCUAGUUUCCUAGAAAAGGCGAGUGUUGAGUCAUUGGGCAAAUUUGCUGCGAAAACACGGAAAGCUGGAAUAGAAAUCUCAGAGGAUCGAAACACGGCAAACCCUGCACUUAUCACACAGUUUUUGAUGACCCUGUUAGAGAUGAAUGGUAAGAGGGUGAAUUUGCCUGUUCUACGUAAACAUGUCAAGGAUGAUGCGUGUUGGGAUAAAUCAAGGCUUCCAUGGCGACGAAGCCCCCUAUAGCUAGCCCUCCGUGUUUGUAUUCAACGACUACUCUACCUCCGCCUAGGUAGCGAAGAGGGUCAAAUACAUUACAAAUAUUUUAUAUAUUUACUAUUGUCAAAUUUGC
This is a messenger RNA of Aspergillus ochraceoroseus IBT 24754, 415 nucleotides long. RefSeq lists its product as uncharacterized. The annotation marks the transcript as partial. The transcript has a single exon. Lineage: Eukaryota; Fungi; Ascomycota; Eurotiomycetes; Eurotiales; Aspergillaceae. The record is from RefSeq and is a predicted model, not a curated record.